This is a messenger RNA of Arctia plantaginis, 360 nucleotides long. NCBI's taxonomy places the organism in Eukaryota, Metazoa, Arthropoda, Insecta, Lepidoptera, Erebidae. The record is from the annotation of a GenBank genome assembly.
AUGAAACGCGGACAUGCUCGCAGCCUCGAGUCUUGGGCUGCUCGGGCGCGCGUGCGAGCAUACUGGAGCGAGUACCAUGAGCACUUCCGACACGGAGCUGAUAGAGAGCACAUACAUGGUGACGCCCACCUCCACCGGCGGACCUGCAAGCAAGCCCUGACAUGUAGUAUGAGCGGCGCGACCGGCGCGACCGGAGCUACGCCCGACCGAGGCGGACGGACGGACGGACGGACGGACGCGGGUGCUACGACGUGCGGUGCAAGUGCGCGGUGCGCAGAGCGCCCGCCGCUCGCCGCCACUGGGGACAGUGGCGGCGCGGCGCGGGCGCCUCGCCUCUCAUCAAUAUUACGUUACAGCUAG